AUGGCUUCCUUCCUCCCGCGUCGCUUCCGCGGCGAGUCCCAGGUCACCGAAAAGACAACGCCAUCCUGGGCCUCCAAGCGCCUCACUCCUAUCGCCCAGUACCUCGCCCGACGCGCCUGCUCCCACCCCAUCCACACCAUCGUCAUUGUCGCCGUCCUUGCGAGCACCUCAUACGUCGGCUUUCUUCAAGAAACCUUCUUCAACGUCGAUGUUGACACCACCGUCGUGGGCAAGGCCGAUUGGUCUUCCCUGGUCGAGGGUAGCCGUGUUCUACGCGCCGGCCCAGAGACUGCCUGGAAGUGGAAGGGCGUCGAGCAAGACGUUGACGUUGCGGGUGCCGAUGCCGACCACCUCGCUCUCCUGACCCUCGUGUUCCCCGACACUCUGUCUACCGACUCGCCUAGCACUGCGCCUCGAUCUCACCACGUUCCUGUUCCUCAGAACCUGUCCAUCACGCAACUCCCGUCUACCGAGAACCCCUUUACCACCUACUCCCAGGACAGCAUCCUCGCCUACUCUCUCCCCUACGCCGAGGGCCCCGACAUUGUUCAGUGGGCCAGCAACACCUGGACCGAGUUCCUUGAUCUUCUCAAGAACGCCGAGACCCUCGACAUUGUUAUUAUGCUCCUGGGCUACAUUGCCAUGCACCUGACCUUUGUGUCGCUCUUCCUCUCGAUGCGCCGCAUGGGUUCGAAGUUUUGGCUCGGUGUGUGCACCAUCUUCUCCUCGGUGUUUGCUUUCCUUUUCGGUCUGGCUGUAACGACCAACCUGGGUGUCCCCAUCAGCGUUAUUCUGCUGUCUGAGGGUCUUCCCUUCCUGGUUGUCACCAUUGGCUUCGAGAAGAACAUUGUUCUGACCCGCGCCGUCAUGUCUCAUGCCAUUGAGCACCGGCGCACGCAGGCCAAGAGCUCCAAGUCUGGCAAGCGAUCCCCCGAGCGCUCCAUGCAAAACGUCAUCCAGUACGCCGUCCAGGCAGCCAUUAAGGACAAGGGUUUCGAGAUUAUGCUUGACUACGCUAUCGAGAUUGUCAUUCUCGUCCUCGGUGCUGCCUCCGGUGUUCAGGGUGGCCUUCAGCACUUCUGCUUCCUUGCUGCCUGGAUCUUGUUCUUUGACUGCAUCCUGCUCUUCACCUUUUACACUGCCAUUCUCAGCAUCAAGCUCGAGAUCAACCGCAUUAAGCGCCACGUCGACAUGCGCAUGGCUCUCGAGGACGAUGGCGUCAGCCGUCGUGUUGCCGAGAACGUUGCCAAGAGCGAGGACUGGCCCCGUGUCAGCGGCAACGCCAAGGACACUUCCCUCUUUGGCCGUGAGAGCAGCAGCAUUCCCAAGUUCAAGGUCCUGAUGGUCCUCGGCUUCCUCCUCGUCAACGUUGUCAACCUCGGCUCGAUUCCCUUCCGCAACCCCAGCUCCCUGUCCAACAUCCGUACCUGGGCCAGCAGCUUUGGCGGAGUGGCUUCGCCCAUGUCCGUUGACCCCUUCAAGGUUGCCUCCAACGGCCUGGACGCCAUCCUGGCUGACGCCAAGGCCAACAACCGACCCACCCUCGUCACUGUCCUCACCCCCAUCAAGUACGAGCUCGAGUAUCCUUCCAUCCACUACGCCCUAGCGUCUUCUCUCAACGGAAGCGGCGCUGAGGUUGAGGAGGGAUUCCACCCCUUCCAGCGAUAUGGCCUCGGCGGUCGCAUGGUCGGUGGUCUGCUCAAGAGUCUGGAGGAUCCCGUUCUCUCCAAGUGGAUUGUCGUCGCCCUCGCUCUCAGUGUCGCUCUGAACGGCUACCUUUUCAACGUCGCUCGAUGGGGCAUCAAGGACCCUAAUGACCCCGAACACCACAUUGACCGAAACGAGCUCGCGCGCGCGCAGCAGUUCAACGACACCAGCUCGACCACCCUUCCUCUAGGCGAAUACGUUCCUCCUACACCCCAGCGCACCGAGCCCAGUACCCCCGCCGUUACCGACGAUGAGGCCGACGGCCUGCACAUGACCAAGGCUCGACCCGCCAACCUCCCCAGGCGAAGCAACGAGGAGCUCGAGAAGCUCUUGGCUGAGAAGCGAGUGCGCGAGAUGAACGAUGAGGAGGUUGUUUCUCUGUCGAUGCGCGGCAAGAUCCCCGGUUAUGCUCUGGAAAAGACUCUGGGUGACUUUACCCGUGCUGUCAAGAUCCGACGUACCAUCAUCUCCCGAACCAAGGCCACGACCGACCUGACUCACACCCUCGAGCGAUCCAAGCUGCCUUACGAGAACUACAACUGGGAGCGCGUGUUUGGUGCUUGCUGCGAGAACGUCAUUGGAUACAUGCCCCUCCCUGUCGGUGUUGCUGGACCUCUUGUUAUUGAUGGCCAGAGCUACUUUAUCCCCAUGGCUACCACUGAAGGUGUCCUGGUUGCCAGUGCCAGUCGAGGUUGCAAGGCCAUCAACUCUGGUGGCGGCGCCAUCACUGUUCUCACCGCCGACGGAAUGACUCGUGGACCCUGUGUUGCUUUUGAGACUCUUGAGCGUGCUGGUGCCGCCAAGCUUUGGCUUGACUCUGAGGCCGGCCAGACCACGAUGAAGAAGGCUUUCAACUCUACCAGCCGAUUCGCCCGUCUCCAGUCGAUGAAGACUGCGCUUGCUGGUACCAACCUGUUUAUCCGAUUCAAGACGACUACCGGUGACGCCAUGGGUAUGAACAUGAUUUCCAAGGGUGUUGAGCACGCUCUCAGUGUCAUGUCUUCGGAUGGAGGCUUCGACGAUAUGCAGAUUAUCUCCGUGUCAGGCAACUACUGCACGGACAAGAAGCCCGCUGCUCUGAACUGGAUUGACGGCCGAGGCAAGGGAGUUGUUGCUGAGGCCAUCAUCCCCGGUGAGGUUGUUCGCAGUGUUCUCAAGAGUGAUGUCGACUCUCUGGUUGAGCUCAAUGUGACCAAGAACUUGAUCGGUUCGGCCAUGGCUGGUUCCGUCGGUGGAUUCAACGCUCACGCUGCCAACAUGGUGGCUGCCAUCUUCCUUGCCACUGGUCAGGACCCUGCUCAGGUUGUUGAGAGUGCCAACUGUAUCACCAUUAUGAAGAACCUGAACGGAGCUCUUCAGAUUUCCGUCUCCAUGCCCUCACUUGAGGUCGGAACUCUGGGUGGUGGUACCAUUCUUGAGCCUCAGGGCUCCAUGCUCGACAUCCUCGGUGUCAGGGGAUCUCACCCCACAAACCCUGGAGACAACGCCCGACGCCUGGCCCGCAUCAUUGCCGCGGCUGUGCUCGCUGGUGAACUGUCUCUCUGCAGUGCCCUCGCUGCUGGUCACCUGGUGCGAGCGCACAUGCAGCACAACCGAAGUGCUGCUCCCUCUCGCAGCACGACUCCGGCUCCUCCCAUGACGCCGAUCUCCCUGGCCAUGACCAAUGCCCAGGAGCGCGGAUCAAGUUCCGCUUUAAAAAUGCAUUUUAAUCCUCUUUUGUACUUGUCGGUCUCGUGUUUAGGUGAAUGUCUUUACUCUGGCAACAGCCUCGCCGUCCAUGGAUGUGAACUUGAUGCCCUUUUUUUCCAUCCCUCUCUUGCACUCUUCCCACGUAUCCUGCGUGACAGGCCUUGUGCCCUCUUCCACAAUCCAAGUCUGAUAUCCCUCAUCGACGGCACCAACAACAUAAACAUCAGUGACCUCCUGCUCCUUGAGCAUACCCGCCAACCCACUAUCGCUCAACCGAAACGGAUCAUAAAAAGCACUAUACAUCUCAACCCUCUCAUCCUGUCCCUUUUCAAUUACAGCAUGCACCCUCGAGACAUCCAGCUCGGGCACCAGGUCCGCGCCUUCCGUGCCCUGGACGCAGUGCGAAUCGCGGGGGUGGACUAUGAUGGUGGAUGA
Messenger RNA from Fusarium vanettenii 77-13-4, 3831 nucleotides. RefSeq lists its product as uncharacterized. Bases 1 to 3831 code for a protein of 1276 amino acids. The record is from RefSeq and is a predicted model, not a curated record. Gene Ontology annotation, biological process: coenzyme A metabolic process; ergosterol biosynthetic process; isoprenoid biosynthetic process. Gene Ontology annotation, cellular component: peroxisomal membrane; endoplasmic reticulum membrane. Lineage: Eukaryota; Fungi; Ascomycota; Sordariomycetes; Hypocreales; Nectriaceae. Gene Ontology annotation, molecular function: hydroxymethylglutaryl-CoA reductase (NADPH) activity; protein binding. The transcript has 6 exons.